CUCUAUAAAUGCGCAGGGAUCGGGCAGGGAGGGAGAGGUACGCGCCUCGGCCAUGCGCUUUGUUCCUGAUCCUCAGCCUCGUGGGCCGCCGGAGCGCAGGCUCCACAUCUGCGCGCCGACCUCUCUCAACUGGAGCCCCAGCCUAACACGAGCCCAGCCCAACCAGAAAGGCUCCCCUGCUGCACUACCCCCUGCCAAAGAAAGCCCCAGCCGGCGUGGAGGAGAGGCAGCAGCGGCGACGGCAGAUCUGCGGACUCAGGAAAUGUUCGUCGACCGUCCACCAUGCCCGACCAUCUGGGUGAAAGCAGGCACGUUGUCUGGGGAGCAAGAGAGCCCGAGUGCCACCUCCUGUGAAUCUGCCUCUGCUCAGUCUGCAGAGAUUGAGGCUCAGCAGCUGCGCAGAGGACACAGCAUCUUCACCUUGGAACAGCUCUGCCAGUUGGAGAAAACCUUCAGUGAGAAACAGUAUCUGAGGAGUGAGGAAAGAAAAGAACUGGCUGCUUCUCUGCACCUAAGAGACUUGCAGGUCAGAGUCUGGUUCCAGAACCGCAGGAGGAAGCAUAAGCAAGAGAUAGAAGACCACUACCAACGCAUCCAGGCUUCGCUGUCUUAUUCUCUAGUUUACAAAUAUGGGAUCCAAUCCAGACUGUUCCACGGGUUUCCCAUAUAUCCUCAUAUUCUACCCCAGCAAAGGCUUCUGCCUUUUUUACCAGCUUCUGACUUGCAGUCCAUUUCUUCCUGCUCGUUGUACCAUCAAAUACCAAACCCAUUUUAUCCACUGCUAACACCUGACCUGCCUUAUUUUUCUGCCUCAAACCUCAGUGCCUCCCAUUAUGCACUCUGAAAUAGACUAUAAACCACCUUUUCAGACUCCUAAAUAUGGAGGUAGAAAGGUUUUACAGGAUUCUGCUCAUAAAGAGUUUUGAUUUAUUGUACUAAAUAAAGGCUUUGAUUUCUUGCAGAGUA
Molecule: messenger RNA, 966 nt
Organism: Hemicordylus capensis (graceful crag lizard)
Lineage: Eukaryota; Metazoa; Chordata; Lepidosauria; Squamata; Cordylidae
Product: homeobox protein MSH-D-like
Exons: 3
Coding region: 53-844 (263 amino acids)
Biological process (GO): regulation of transcription by RNA polymerase II
Molecular function (GO): RNA polymerase II cis-regulatory region sequence-specific DNA binding; DNA-binding transcription factor activity, RNA polymerase II-specific
Source: RefSeq, a predicted model, not a curated record